Messenger RNA from Mytilinidion resinicola, 1248 nucleotides. RefSeq names its product vacuolar ATP synthase subunit C. The transcript has 5 exons. NCBI's taxonomy places the organism in Eukaryota, Fungi, Ascomycota, Dothideomycetes, Mytilinidiales, Mytilinidiaceae. Gene Ontology annotation, molecular function: proton-transporting ATPase activity, rotational mechanism. Bases 67 to 1248 code for a protein of 393 amino acids. Gene Ontology annotation, cellular component: vacuolar proton-transporting V-type ATPase, V1 domain. Gene Ontology annotation, biological process: proton transmembrane transport. The record is from RefSeq and is a predicted model, not a curated record.
CUACCACGCAACACCGCCCAUAGCCCCAGCAAUUGCGCCUGAGCCCGUGUGUGCAGCUCCCUCACCAUGUCCAAAGGCACCAAGUACCUGCUAGUAUCUCUGCCGACCUCGAUAACGCCCUCCAGUGACCACGACGAGGCUCUCACGGCCCUGCGAGCUGCCGUCACCGACUACGGCACCACCUACCCGUUUGCGAUUCCUACCUUCAAGAUUGGCACUCUCGAUGCCCUGGUACAGCAGGCAGAUGAUCUGGCCAAGCUCGACACUGCUUGUGAGGGCGUAGUCAACAAGAUUGGGGACUCGUUGCGGACUAUACUCGAUGGCGAUGAGGGGAAGAUUGAGCAGCAGAAGACGAUCAACGACAAGCCUGUGGACCAGUACCUACGCACCUUUUCCUGGAACAAGGUCAAAUAUCGAGCUGAAAAGUCGAUAGCGGACCUGAUAGACUCGUUGCAAAAGGAAAUUGCCGGCAUAGACAACGAUGUGAAGGCCAAGUUCCAACAAUACAAUGCAGUCAAGACGAAUCUGGCGGCAGCAACACGGAGACAGACAGGCAACCUCUCAACACGAUCACUGGCUUCAAUAGUGGCCGGAUCAUCCCUGAUACAAGACUCUGAAUACCUAGAGACCCAUCUAAUCGCCGUUCCGAAACCCAUGGCCAAGGACUUCCUCAAGUCCUACGAAACCCUCUCCGAGAUGGUCGUACCACGCUCCGCCAACCAAGUGGCCGCAGACGACGAAUUUAUCCUUUAUGCCGUAGUGGUAUUCAAGAAGCACAGCGCAGACUUCGUCCACAAAUGCAGGGAAAAGAGGUGGACACCUAGAGACUACAAGUACAAGGCCGGUGGAAAAGAGGAGGAGGCAAAGGAGGUGGACAAACUGAAUCAAGACGAGAGGAAAAUAUGGGGAGAGGCUCUCAGGCUAGGGAGGACUGGUUAUAGCGAAAGUGCUAUGAUCUGGGUACACGUACUUGCACUACGAGUCUUCGUCGAGACUGUCCUGCGAUACGGCUUGCCUUUGGAUUUUGUUUGCGGGCUAAUACAAACAAACGCAAAAAAUGCUAAGAAGGCAAAAGCUUCUCUGGACACUCAAUACUCAUACCUAGGCGGAAACGCCUUCGGACGCGAUAGCAAGGGACGUGUAAAGAAAGACGACCAAGCCACAGCCACCGAGAUGCAAGCCGCAGGUCACCUGGGAGAAGGCACCGAGUAUUCUGCUUAUGUUUACUACGAGUUCGAGAUUGCGUAG